AUUAACUGCCUUUUAUUGGUGUCUGCCGGGCAACGAUCCAACAAAAUCAUGGGAAUGUCAAUACCAAGGCAGUUACAUCCUGAUUAGUGCAGUGGCUUAAUUUUGUCGACUGGAUGCAGAAAGAGGACCGCUUGAGACGAUGCUGAAGUUUCAUCGCUCAAAGAGAGAAUAUCAAUGCAAAGUAAAGUACGUGCACUCGCUUCCAGAGCCUAUAAGUAGCACGAACGCCGCAACUCCCAGUUUCACCAUCAUGCUGCGCACUUGAGUUGGACGGGCCAGUUAAUAUAAUUGUUGGCUCUGUACGCACGCACGGUUGCACAGAUGAUGCAGAAGGCCAUGGGGAAGGCACGUGUGGCGACGUGCGUGGUGGCGGCCGCGCUGGUCGUCGCCGCGGUGGUGGCGGCGGUGAUGUCGACGUCGGGCAGAGCCAAGUCGGGGUCGGGCAGGGCGUCGACGGCGCAUUGCAACGAUGGGCAGCUGAUGGUGUGCGCGGCGGCGAUCAUCAGCGGGGCGGCGCCGUCGGCGUCGUGCUGCUCGAGCCUGCGGGCGCAGCAGGGAUGCUUCUGCCAGUACGCGCGCAACCCUGCGUACGGUGGGUAUAUUGGCAGUCCCACCGCCCACAGGGCCAUCGUCGCAUACCACGUCGCCGUUCCGAGCUGCUAGCCAGGCGGCCGACGCUGGCGCGAAGUAUGUGUGAACUGUAUAAUGUGACGUCUCAGGCCCGUACUUAUAUUUUUU
This is a messenger RNA of Triticum aestivum (bread wheat), 738 nucleotides long. RefSeq names its product non-specific lipid-transfer protein 2P-like. The coding region runs from base 322 to 663 and encodes 113 amino acids. Lineage: Eukaryota; Viridiplantae; Streptophyta; Magnoliopsida; Poales; Poaceae. The transcript has a single exon. Gene Ontology annotation, biological process: lipid transport. The record is from RefSeq and is a predicted model, not a curated record.